Molecule: messenger RNA, 3202 nt
Organism: Drosophila willistoni
Lineage: Eukaryota; Metazoa; Arthropoda; Insecta; Diptera; Drosophilidae
Gene: Grp170
Product: hypoxia up-regulated protein 1
Exons: 3
Coding region: 157-2982 (941 amino acids)
Biological process (GO): endoplasmic reticulum unfolded protein response; negative regulation of hypoxia-induced intrinsic apoptotic signaling pathway; cellular response to hypoxia
Cellular component (GO): endoplasmic reticulum chaperone complex
Molecular function (GO): ATP binding; ATP-dependent protein folding chaperone
Source: RefSeq, a predicted model, not a curated record
UCUUUCCCCUAACACCUGGGCCCAUGAGCUGAGCGGCUCAUUUGCAAAAAAGUAAGGAAUUCAUUCGGUAUUGAAAAAAGAACUAUCAACUAAUAUUGGAACGUAAUAAAUAAAAAAAAUUUAAAAGAAACCCUCCCCCGAAACCAAAAAACAGCAAUGAAGCUACCGCCAACGAUAAUGCAAUUAUUCGGGGUAAUCUUGGCCAGCAUUUUUCUAGUGCUGCCAAUGGCCCAUAGUGCUGCUGUGAUGUCUGUUGAUCUCGGCACUGAAUGGAUGAAAGUUGGUGUUGUGUCGCCGGGUGUUCCCAUGGAAAUUGCCCUAAAUCGGGAAUCCAAACGUAAGACACCAGCGAUUCUUGCGUUCCGCGAUGGCGUACGAACAAUUGGUGAAGACGCCCAAACGAUAGGAAUACGUGAUCCAUCCUCAGCAUAUGCCUAUUUGCUUGAUCUGCUCGGCAAGACAAUUGAUAAUCCCAUUGUGGACUUGUACAGAAAACGUUUCCCCUACUACAAUAUCAUUGGCGAUCCUGUGCGUAAUACUGUGAUCUUCAGGAAAAGCGACACUGAGGAAUUUUCUGUAGAGGAAUUGGUUGGCCAAAUGCUGGUGAAGGCUAAAGAAUUCGCCCAGGAGUCGACACAGCAACCGAUCACAGAAUGUGUACUCACGGUGCCCGGUUAUUUUGGCCAGGCGGAACGAGAGGCUUUGCUGGCUGCUGCCCAAUUGGCACAAUUGAAGGUGUUGCAACUGAUCAAUGAUUAUGCUGCAGUUGCCCUCAACUAUGGAGUGUUCCAUCGCGGGGAAAUCAAUGAAACGGCUCAGUAUUAUCUAUUCUAUGACAUGGGUGCCUAUAAGACAUCGGCGGCUGUGGUUAGUUAUCAGUUGGUGAAGGAUAAACAGACCAAGGAAGUGAAUCCAGUUGUUCAAGUCUUGGGUGUCGGCUAUGAUCGUACAUUGGGCGGCCUGGAGGUUCAGUUGCGUUUGCGUGACUAUUUGGCAGCUGAGUUCAAUGCAUUGAAGAAGACCAAAACCGAUGUGACCACCAGUCCGCGGGCAUUGGCCAAGUUAUUCAAAGAGGCGGGACGUCUUAAGAAUGUUCUAUCGGCCAAUAAUGAUCACUAUGCCCAAAUUGAGAACUUGCUGGAGGAUAUUGAUUUCCGUCUGCCAGUGUCACGCGAGAAGCUCGAGGAAAUUUGUGAAGACAUCUGGCCACGUGCCACAAAGCCCUUGGAACAGGCAUUGGCCUCCUCGAAUUUGGGUCUGGAUGUGAUCAAUCAGGUUAUCUUAUUUGGCGGUGGAACCCGUGUGCCACGUGUCCAGGAAACGAUCAAGCAGCUAAUCAAACAAGAAUUGGGCAAGAAUCUGAACGCUGAUGAAUCGGCCACUAUGGGUGCCGUCUACAAGGCAGCCGAUCUCUCCGCUGGCUUCAAGGUGAAGAAGUUCAUUGUCAAGGAUGCUGUCCUCUAUCCCCUUCAAGUGGCCUUCGAACGAGACCCCGGCGAUGGAGCCGCGGUUAAGCAGGUUAAGCGUGUUCUCUUCUCCCUGAUGAAUCCGUAUCCCCAGAAAAAGGUAAUCACCUUCAAUAAGCACACCGAUGACUUUGAUUUCUAUGUGAACUAUGGUGAUCUGGAUCGUUAUACUCAGGAGGAGAUCAAUUCCUUGGGCAGUUUGAAUAUCACAAAAGUCGAACUGAAAAAGGUGAAGGAAUUGCUGGACAAAUCGAAGAAGACCCUCGUCGAGAAUAAGGGCAUAAAGGCAUACUUCUAUCUGGAUGAUUCUGGCAUAUUCCGUUGCACGGGCGUUGAGUACGCCUACGAUAAGCAGAAAUUGAGCGAGGAUGAUGAUGGCACCGAUGACGAGGACAGCACUCUGGCCAAACUGGGUAGCACCAUUAGUAAACUGUUUACCAAGGAGAGCGGAACUGGAGGCAGCGGCACUGGCACCGAAUCGGAGUCUGAAGGAGCGGAGAAAUCGGGAGAAUCGGCCGACGCUCAGCCAGAGGGGGCGGAGGCAACUGGGGAGAAGCCAACAGAUGCGGAAGCUGGGGAUGCCAGCAAGAAUGACACUUCGGCUCCAACUUCUGAUGGGGCAGCGGUUAAACUUGUGACCGUCAAAUCGCCCGUAACUUAUACUACGCAUUUGCAGAUCACUCCGCCUCUGUCUGGUGCUGGCUAUGAGAGCUCUGUGGCCAAAUUGGCAGCCAUCAAUAAGGCCGAGGAGCAACGUGUUCGUCUUGAAUCCGCUCGCAAUGCCCUUGAAUCGCACAUCAUUGAGGUGCAGCAGAAGCUAUCGGAGCCAUCGUAUGCCAAGUGUGCCACUGAGGAGGAGACUGAGAAAUUGCUGGCCGAAUGCAACACCCUCUCCGAUUGGCUUUACGAAGAUCUUGAUGAUCCGCAAGCUGAAAUCUAUGAGGAGAAAUUGACUCAGUUGAAGAAGUUGUCAAAUGUCUUUCUGGCUCGCCACUGGGAGCAUGAGGAGCGUCCCGAGGCUGUGAAGGCUCUGAAGGGCAUGAUUGAGGGUGCUGACAAGUUCCUAGUCACCGCACGUAAUCUCACCAAGGAGACCAAUCCCGAAAAGGAUGUCUUCACACAGGUGGAAAUCGACACAUUAUCCAAGGUGAUUGAUGAGACAAAUGUCUGGAUAAAGGAGGAGAGCGCUGCCCAAAAGAAAUUAAAGCUGAAUUCGGAGAUUCGUCUUUCUGUUAAGGAUAUAACCGAUAAGAUGGGACUCCUCGAUCGUGAGGUUAAAUAUCUGGUUAACAAGAUUAAGAUCUGGAAGCCAAAGGUGAAGCCAGUUGAGAAGAAAAUCAAAGAGAAGAGCACAAAUGGAACGGAAACAGACGGAGGUUCUGGCGAGAAGGCAUCGGAGGCAGAAGAGCCCAAACUGGAUGAGAACGAGAAGGCUGCCAAGCAAGAGGAUGGAGAGACUGUUACGCCCACACCCACUCCCACAGAAGAUGCAAAAACGCCGCACAGUGAACUUUAAACUUUGAUAUUCUUUAAUAGAGAGAGAGAGAGAGGGAGGACCAAGAUUAGAUGCUCCUGCUUCUGGAAAUGGACUAGAGUAGAGUAGAUGCGGCACGUAAUGCCUGGCCAGAAGCAUUGGUAAGGGCGGGGCGGUCUGUAGUGGGGUUGAAAGCAAAACAAAAAUAAAAAUAACAUAGUCUCUCUAGGUCGGGGGCGGGAAAUAGAUAUGGGAAAAAUCA